Danio aesculapii is the source of this 3798-nucleotide messenger RNA. RefSeq names its product N-acylsphingosine amidohydrolase 2 (gene asah2). Lineage: Eukaryota; Metazoa; Chordata; Actinopteri; Cypriniformes; Danionidae. Gene Ontology annotation, cellular component: extracellular region. The record is from RefSeq and is a predicted model, not a curated record. Bases 127 to 2358 code for a protein of 743 amino acids. Gene Ontology annotation, biological process: sphingosine biosynthetic process; ceramide catabolic process; long-chain fatty acid biosynthetic process. Gene Ontology annotation, molecular function: N-acylsphingosine amidohydrolase activity. The transcript is spliced from 21 exons.
UGCCUUUGUCUUUGAACUAUAUACAAUAUAAGUGUGCACUUGUUUCAACCGUCAUUCUUUUCUUUCCAUUGCACAAAAUCUACACUGUACACAAUCUUUACUGUCGGCAUCAAAACAUCAAUAGUGAUGGCGAGUAAGAGUCGUCGUCUCAGCGGACUGGAGAUCUCACUCACCGUUCUCUUUCUGUUGAUGACCGCAGUUUCAGUGGCGCUGAUCACAGUUCUGGCCCUCAAAUUGGAAUCAGAUAAAAAAGAAGAAGUGACUCCAGAAGAACCAAGCCCAUCAGUAACUCCUCCAGAAAACCCUUAUCUGAUCGGUGUGGGUCGAGCAGACUGUACUGGACCAGUGGCAGAUUUACCUAUGAUGGGUUAUGCCAACACCGACCAGACGGCCAGAGGACUGCACACGCGGCUGUUCAGCAGAGCCUUCAUUGUGGAUGAUGGCAAUAAGAGAGUCGUGUUCGUCACUUCAGACAUCGGCAUGGUCUCUCAGAGGCUCAGACUAGAGGUUUUCCAAGCACUUAAGGAGAAAUACGGAGACCUCUACAGACAGGACAAUGUGGUGUUGAGCGGCACACACACACACUCAGGAGUGGGUGGAUAUUUCCAGUACACACUCUUUAUGAUCACCAGCAAAGGCUACAUCAAGCCUUCUAUACAGGCCAUCGUCAGUGGAAUAGUCAAGAGCAUUGAUAUUGCUCAUAGGAAUUUGAGGCCUGGACGAAUAUUCAUAAAUAAAGGACAAGUAGCAGACAGCAACUUUAACAGAAGCCCACAUUCAUACAUGAACAACCCCGAAGAGGAGAGAAACAGAUAUGAAUUCAACACAGACAAGCAGAUUGUCGUCCUGAAAUUCACAGAUCUGGAUGGAGACGGUAUAGGAUUGCUCAGCUGGUUUGCUGUUCAUCCCGUCAGUAUGAAUUACACCAAUCGCAUGGUGAGCUCGGACAACCUCGGCUACGCUUCCUACAUCUUCGAGCAGGAGAAAAACAUUGGCUUUCUACCCGGCGAGAAGGGUCCUUUUGUGGCUGGAUUUUCCUCCAGUAAUCUUGGAGAUUCGUCUCCUAAUAUUCGCGGCCCGGUCUGUGUGAACACAGGAUUGAAGUGUGACUACAUUAACAGCUCUUGCCCUGUUGGAGGAAAAAAAGCAUGCAUAGCAUUUGGGCCUGGUGAAGAUAUGUUCGAAAGCACCAGAAUCAUAGGAGAGAAUAUGUAUAAAAAAGCAAAGGAGCUGUAUGGCAGUGCAAAGCAGGAGUUACAUGGGCCUGUUUAUGGUGCACAUCAGUGGGUCAACAUGACUGAUGAGACUGUCCAGUUCAACUCCACUCAUACAGGACGGACGUGUAAACCAGCUCUGGGUCACAGUUUUGCUGCUGGUACAACUGAUGGAGGAGGAGAAUUCAACUUUUUACAAGGGGAUACGGAAGGAGACCCUUUAUGGGAUGGCAUAAGAGAUGCUGUUUUGGGACCACCAUCCAAUGAAACCAAGGCUUGCCAUCAGCCUAAACCAAUCCUCUUCAGCACUGGGGAGAUGGAUUCACCUCUUCCAUGGCAUCCAGCCAUUGUAGACGUCCAGAUCAUCACUAUCGGCUCUUUAGCGGUAGUCGCCGUCCCUGGAGAAUUUACUACCAUGUCAGGAAGGAGGAUAAGAGAAGCCGUCAAAAGGGAGCUGGAGGUGAAGGAGCCUUUCACUAAUGCAGAAGUGGUGGUCGCUGGUCUGUGCAACAUCUACACCCACUACAUCACUACAUAUGAAGAGUAUCAGAUCCAGCGAUACGAAGGAGCAUCCACCAUUUUUGGCCCCCACACUCUCUCGGCGUACAUCCAGCGCUACAGAGGCCUGGCCAAAGCCAUAGCUCAUGGCACAAUAGGAGAGCUGCCAAAGGGUCCCGAACCCCCUUUCUUUGAUGAAGACAAACUUUUUAACCAAGUGAAGGACCCGGUGGCAGAUGUAGCACCAGUUGGCACCACCUUUGGAGACGUCUUGCAGGAGGUUAACCCCGUCUAUAAAGUGGGAGAAAUUGCAUCCGUCACGUUUGUUUCUGGAAACCCGAGGCACUCUGGAGAUAUUAGAGAUACGACACUUGUUACAGUGGAGAGGUUUCACAACGACACAGGCUCAUGGGAAAUAAUUCACAACGACGCAUCAUGGGAAACAAGGUUUCACUGGAUUAAAGGACUCGCUGGCAGGAGUCAGGCUAAAGUGGAGUGGCACAUCCCGCAAACAGCUCAAGCAGGAACCUACCAGAUUCAAUACUUCGGACAUUAUAAACAAACCACAGAAAACACCACAGUCAUCACACCAUACGUGGGCACUUCUGCUGCUUUUAAAGUCACCAGAAGUUUUUACUACUUUUGAUCAGUGUAUCACUGAGGAAGAACAUUGGAUGCUGAUAAUGAGGAGCAUUUUUUAAAAUAGGCUUAUUUUGUAAGUCCCUUUGAGUUGAGUUCUACCAUUUUUGAAGGUGACACUUUAUUUUGAUGGUCCAUUUGAGUAUUAGUAGACUGUCAGCUUAAUAUCUGUUGAUAUGCUCCUUUAACAGAAAGUAGAAGAAACUUUGCAAAUACAUACCAACUUACACUAACCCUACCCCCAAUCUAACAGUCUAUUUAUAAUCUAAUGGGAAUUAGUUGGCAUGUAGAUGCAAUGUAACUUAAAUUCAACAAACAGACCAUCAAAUUAAAGUGUGAACUUCAGAAAUCCAUUUAGCCAAUUUCUGGGUCUGGUGGGAGGACUUUUAUCUUAGCUUAGCAUAAAUCAUUGAAUCGGAUUAGACCUCUAACAGCCCACUCAAAAAUGGCACAUUGUUAGUUAAGUUUAAUGCACUAAAUUAAAGUUCCUUGAUUAUUAUGCCAGAAUGGGAGCAUAGUUCCUAUUGACUGUGAAAAUAUCAACUUCUUAUUUUCUAUCAGUCUUAGUCAGUGAUAAGUCAAUGUACUAAGCAAUGUAGUAAAACUUUUAAAAAUAUAAAAUAUAUGAAGCAAACUAUGCUAAAACUUAAAAAAUAGAUUGAAAUUUUGACUGAUUGUUGAUUUGUGGUAGGUACAAGCUUUAAAUAGGAAAAUUAUCAAAAUCUUAGAUGCUAAUGGUCUAAUCCGAUUCAAUGAUUUAUGCUAAGGUAAGCUAAAAGUGCUUCCACCAGACCUGGAUUUAGCUUAGCUAAAUAUGGUAAAUAUGAUUGCAAAAAUGGUAAAACUCAACUGUUUAAUUAAAUAAGUUUAUUUUCCAAAAAAAAAUGUGUUCCUUUAACAAGAUCAAGCUGUAAAUUAUUUAAAACUUUCAUAUGCAAUGUACUUGAAUGCCAAAUCCCCAAACAUUGACCUUUGUAUGAAUUUUUUUGAAAUAUUGAGUAGGUGAAGGUGAAGUAAUUGUUUUGUAAAAUAUGUCUAUAAAGCUACCCCAGUCUUAGUUCCUGUUCUUUCAUGUAGAGACCAACUAUUAUACUUAGCCAUAUGAACAAGCAAAAACACAAUUUUCUUUUCCUUUUCCACUUUGGUCAUCCAAAAUGAUUGAUUAUAUUUGCAUUUCUGGUUCUGCUAACACUUUAAAUGUCUCUUAUGUAAAAACACCUUAGCAUUUUACUGAAAUAUAUGAGCUAGUGAAAAUUGAGCUUGCAUUAUUAGCUCACUAAUGUAAAUUUACAAAACUUUUUUUGUUUUUUUUAUUUAUUUUUAUUAAAUUUUUUUUUUUUGUUAUACUGGAUAACUUUAGUUUGAAAAGAACUUUGAGUUCUUUAGUAUCAGUAAUAGUGAUCUCAUGCAAAAUGUGCUCUGAUAACAGGUUCUUAGUUUACAUUCA